Messenger RNA from Tachyglossus aculeatus (Australian echidna), 1692 nucleotides. It is a transcript of the gene SELL, whose product is annotated as selectin L. The transcript has 11 exons. The coding region runs from base 1 to 1428 and encodes 475 amino acids. Lineage: Eukaryota; Metazoa; Chordata; Mammalia; Monotremata; Tachyglossidae. Gene Ontology annotation, cellular component: membrane; external side of plasma membrane. The record is from RefSeq and is a predicted model, not a curated record. Gene Ontology annotation, molecular function: sialic acid binding; oligosaccharide binding; calcium ion binding. Gene Ontology annotation, biological process: heterophilic cell-cell adhesion; response to cytokine; leukocyte tethering or rolling.
AUGACACUAAUUGUCAUCACAAUCAAGAAUGGGUUUGCGUAUCUCCAGGGCAAUUCCACCAACCAGCUUCAUCUCAAAGUGACCAAAAUUAUUCCUGCUUCAUGCUCGAACGAAAAAGUGGGCCCGAAGAAGUGGAAAUCUGAGAAUUUUCCCGGAGGCCAAUGGAAUCUUCCAAAGCUGUGGUUCUUGACAGUCUUCUGUUUCGGUGUGUUUAACGACCUACAUGCUCUCAUCCCUCUAGACUGCAAGUUCCUGGCCUGGAGUGGGGUUGACUGCUGGACUUACCAUUAUUCUUCCAAACCUCUACCAUGGGAACAUGCGAGGCGGUUCUGUCAGAAGCACUACACAGAUUUGGUGGCUAUUCAGAACAAGGGAGAGAUUGCGUACCUGGAAGAAAACAUCCCCCACAGCAAGAGCUACUAUUGGAUAGGCAUCCGGAAGAUUGGCGGGGUCUGGACUUGGGUGGGCACCAACAAAUCUCUCACCAAGGAAGCAGAAAACUGGGGUGACGGGGAGCCCAAUAACAAGAAAACCAAAGAGGACUGUGUGGAGAUCUACAUAAACAGAACCACCGACUCAGGCAAAUGGAAUGAUGAUUCCUGUCAGAAACCGAAGAGAGCUCUGUGCUAUACUGCCUCUUGUCAAGCUUUGACCUGCAGUGGCCACGGGGAAUGUGUGGAGAUCAUUAAUAAUUACACCUGCAACUGCAACCCCGGGUUCUACGGGCCGCAGUGUCAAUACGUGGUUCAGUGCGAGCCUCCCCUAGUCCCAAAGCUGGGCGCCAUGGACUGCAGCCACCCGCUGGGGAACUUCAGCUUCAGGUCGGAAUGUGCGUUCUCCUGCCUAGCGGGAGCCAUCCUGACGGGAAGCGAGGUGACUACUUGUGAAGCAACUGGAAUCUGGUCUACCCCGACACCGACAUGUGAAGGUAUGCCUUCUACACCUCCGAUCCCUCAGGAAACUGCUCUCUAUCCUACAAGCUCUGCUACUUAUUCAUCGCAGCCCAGAGGCAGCACAGCAUCUCUCUUUGAAGGCACAACUGACAAUGAAAUCAACUUUACUCUAGAUCUCGCAAACACGAUGCACUGCGAUGAAGUGAGGGCCCCAGAGCGGGGCUCGAUGGUCUGUUUCCACGCCCUGGGAAACUUCACCAUCCACACCAAGUGCGUGUUCACCUGCUCGGAUCACAGCACUUUAGCAGGUGCCAGAGAGAUCACCUGCAGGGAGCAGGGGCAAUGGACGGCCCCCGCCCCGACUUGCGAAGCUUCAAAUUCUGUUCUUUCGAGCAUUAAGCGGGGUGAAUACCGACCCAUCUUAAUUCCACUGGGAAUCACAGUUGCUGCACUGUCUGGUUUGGCAUUUACCAUUUGGCUGGUAAAGCGACUAAAGAAAGGCAAGAAGUCAAAAAGAAGGGAGGAUGCGUAUUAAAUCACUGCCGAGGAGACAAAAUCCCGCCAACACCAAAGAGCCACCCGCGGGGAGACUAGGACGGCGUUGACGUCACUGUCUUCACCUCUGGAGUUCGACUACCGGUGAUGGGGUGAACCAGGCCUGGGCAGUUAUUCCUUCCACCAAGGAAUUUUGUGUUCAGCCUGUCCCCCCGAGUUGCCACUGGUGCCACCGCCCACAGAGCCCUUUGCUGUGUGUAGCCUCUGUCGCUGAACCUGUAUCAUAGCCGUAAAGAAAACUCGC